GAUCAACAUCCCGGAAACUCCCAGUGUUUAUUCACAGUCACAUGACCGAACAAGUGACACAAGUUUUAGCAGCAAGUUAACUUUGUUGGGCGUCUGAACAAACGUUAACAAUGUUGAUUUGUGGACCAAAACUCGCUGCUUGCGGGGUUGUGUUGAGCAUGUGGGGGGUUAUCAUGUUGGCCAUGCUGGGGAUUUUCUUCUGCACACAUUCAGCCGUGCUGAUUGAAGAUGUUCCAUUCACAGAAGGCGACCUUAAAGAUGGGAACCCUCCUAUGAAGGUCUAUGAAGUGUUCAACAAGGUGGGCUAUAACUGCUUCAUAGCCGCUGCUGUCUACGUCCUGCUGGGAGCGUUCUCCUGCUUCCAAGUGAAGCUCAACAAGCAGAAGGAGUACCUGGUGCACUAGUGCCACCUGCUGGACUGAGGAGGUCCCAGCAGACACUGACUGUUCUCUGAUCACUGACUUCUGUCUCAGGGAUCCAAUCAUGAACUCCAGGGAGGAGACUGGACGUUGCACCUUCAUGUGUUUAGGAUGAGAUUGAUUCUACCUCUUAUCACAAGUGCCGAAAUGAUUUGAUUGUUGUUGUACAAAUCAACCGACUGUGUUGCAAAAAAGCUGUUGUUCUCCAGAGUCUUAAUUGUUAUUUAAAGAAUGUUAAUUAUUUUGUCUUCACUUGCUCUUUCACACCGCACUAUCCAAGAGAAUGUUUUUAUGACUAUUGCCAGCACCCACUUGUGUGGUAAUAUUAUUACAUCAGUUUACUUCUGUCUGUACAGUUUCCCAGAGAAAUCAUAUCCUAAAAGCUGUCUUUAUUCGAAUGUCUAAGGUUGCAGUCCAGCAUUUCAAACAUUAAAGGCCCAAUAUUGUAGAAAAAAAG
This is a messenger RNA of Centropristis striata (black sea bass), 876 nucleotides long. RefSeq names its product ribonuclease, RNase K a (gene rnaseka). The record is from RefSeq and is a predicted model, not a curated record. Bases 111 to 404 code for a protein of 97 amino acids. Gene Ontology annotation, molecular function: RNA endonuclease activity. NCBI's taxonomy places the organism in Eukaryota, Metazoa, Chordata, Actinopteri, Perciformes, Serranidae. The transcript is spliced from 4 exons.